GUGAACUAAAGGAGCGCCAACCAAGCUACACCAUUAGGCAAUAUGUUUCCUUACACGGUUUUCAUUCUUCAACAAGUCAAGCUCUCUCUAGACGACCCUGACUCAUCUCUCUCUUCCUGGAACUCCAACGAUGAUUCUCCUUGUCGGUGGUCCGGCGUUUCUUGCGCCGGUGAUUUCUCCUCCGUCACUUCCGUUGACCUUUCCAGUGCUAAUCUCGCCGGACCUUUUCCUUCCGUCAUUUGUCGUCUCUCUAAUCUGGCUCAUCUCUCCUUGUACAAUAACUCCAUCAACUCUACGCUUCCUCUCAACAUCGCUGCUUGUAAGAGUCUUCAAACUCUCGAUCUCUCUCAGAAUCUCCUCACCGGUGAGCUUCCACAAACUCUUGCCGAUAUUCCGUCCUUGGUGCACUUAGAUUUGACCGGUAACAACUUUUCCGGUGACAUUCCGGCGAGUUUCGGCAAAUUUGAAAACCUUGAAGUUCUCUCUCUUGUCUACAAUCUCUUAGACGGCACGAUUCCUCCGUUUCUCGGCAACAUCAGCUCCUUGAAGAUGCUGAAUCUUUCGUAUAACCCGUUUAGUCCGAGUCGGAUCCCGCCGGAGCUCGGAAACUUGACGAAUCUCGAGGUUAUGUGGCUCACUGAGUGUCAUUUAGUCGGACAGAUCCCUGACUCGCUGGGUCAACUCAGCAAACUCGUUGAUUUAGACCUUGCGCUUAACGACCUUAUAGGUCAUAUUCCUCCUUCGCUCGGUGGUUUGACUAACGUUGUUCAGAUUGAGCUAUACAACAACUCGUUGACCGGAGAGAUUCCACCGGAGCUCGGGAAUUUGAAGUCGUUGAGACUUCUCGACGCGUCGAUGAAUCAGUUAACCGGAAAAAUACCAGACGAGCUUUGCCGUGUGCCGUUGGAGAGUUUGAAUCUCUACGAGAACAAUCUAGAAGGUGAACUUCCGGCGAGUAUAGCGUUAUCUCCGAACUUGUACGAGCUAAGGAUCUUCGGAAACCGGUUAACCGGCGAAUUACCAAAAGACCUCGGGAAAAACUCGCCGUUGAGAUGGUUGGAUGUUUCGGAAAACGAAUUUUCCGGCGAGUUACCGGCGGAUCUGUGUGCGAAAGGGGAGCUAGAGGAGUUGUUGAUUAUACACAACUCUUUCUCCGGCGCUAUACCGGAGAGUUUCAGCGAUUGCAAGAGCUUGACACGUAUCCGGUUAGCGUAUAACCGGUUUUCCGGUUCAGUUCCUACCGGUUUCUGGGGAUUGCCUCAUGUUAACUUGCUUGAGCUCGUCAACAACUCGUUUUCCGGUGAGAUUUCAAAGUCCAUUGGAGGUGCAUCAAAUCUCUCGCUGUUGAUUCUCUCCAACAAUGAAUUCACCGGAUCGUUGCCGGAGGAAAUUGGGUCGUUGGACAAUCUUAAUCAGUUGUCGGCAAGUGGAAACAAGUUCAGUGGCUCGUUGCCUGAUAGCUUGAUGAAGCUUGGGGAAUUAGGUACUCUUGAUCUUCAUGGUAAUCAGUUUUCAGGGGAGUUAACUCCUGGAAUCAAAUCUUGGAAGAAGCUAAACGAGUUAAACUUAGCCGAUAACGAAUUUUCGGGUAAAAUUCCUGAUGAAAUCGGGAGUUUGUCAGUCUUGAACUAUCUUGAUUUGUCUGGUAACAUGUUUCUCUGGCAAAAUCCCGGUUUCUUUGCAGAGUUUGAAGCUAAACCAGCUGAAUCUGUCGGAUUGUGUGGCUCUGAGAGUGAAGCUAAGAAGAGAGGCUAUGUAUGGCUUCUUAGAUCGAUUUUCGUACUUGCUGCGAUGGUGUUUGUUGCUGGUGUUGCUUGGUUCUACUUCAAGUACAGGACUUUCAAGAAAGCAAGAGCUAUGGAAAGAUCUAAGUGGACUCUAAUGUCGUUCCACAAACUCGGGUUCAGUGAGCACGAGAUUCUCGAAAGCUUGGAUGAAGACAAUGUGAUUGGAGCUGGAGCUUCGGGUAAAGUGUACAAGGUUGUACUCACCAAUGGAGAAACUGUUGCGGUUAAGCGUUUAUGGACAGGUUCUGUUAAGGAAACUGGAGAUUGUGAUCCAGAGAAAGGUAACAAACCUGGAGUUCAAGAUGAGGCCUUUGAAGCUGAAGUUGAGACAUUGGGUAAGAUUAGGCAUAAGAACAUUGUGAAGCUUUGGUGCUGUUGUUCCACAAGAGACUGCAAGCUCUUGGUUUACGAGUACAUGCCUAAUGGUAGCUUGGGAGAUUUGCUUCAUAGCAGUAAAGGAGGAAUGUUGGGAUGGCAAACAAGGUUUAAGAUUAUCUUAGAUGCGGCUGAGGGGCUUUCGUAUCUUCACCAUGAUUGUGUUCCUCCGAUUGUGCAUAGAGAUAUUAAGUCAAACAAUAUUUUAAUCGAUGGCGAUUAUGGUGCAAGAGUUGCUGAUUUUGGCGUGGCUAAAGCAGUCGACUUGACCGGAAAAGCUCCUAAGUCGAUGUCAGUGAUUGCCGGUUCAUGUGGUUAUAUCGCACCAGAAUACGCAUACACGCUUCGUGUGAACGAGAAAAGCGACAUCUACAGUUUCGGGGUAGUGAUCCUCGAGAUAGUAACUAGGAAACGCCCGGUUGAUCCAGAACUUGGGGAAAAGGAUUUGGUGAAAUGGGUUUGCACUACAUUGGACCAAAAAGGCAUAGACCAUGUGAUAGACCCGAAACUCGACUCUUGUUUCAAAGAUGAGAUAAGCAAAAUCCUUAACGUUGGACUCCUCUGCACAAGUCCGUUGCCCAUUAACCGACCUUCCAUGAGGCGUGUGGUUAAGAUGUUGCAAGAAAUUGGCGGUGGAGACGAGGACAGCUUACACAAGACAAGAGACGAUAAGGAUGGCAAAUUAACACCUUAUUACAACGAAGAAACCUCAGACCAAGGAAGUGUAGCUUGAGACACAAAUGAAGAAAAAAAAAAGUGUUUUUGCCCAAAAAAGCUCUCUCAAUUUUUUGGUGCUUGAAGCUGUGAAUUAGGGCAUUGAAUCAAGAUUCUCUCCCUCCCUUUUUUAGGGUUUUGGUCUAAAACAGAGAAUCAGAGAUUGUUGAAUUUUUAUAAUAUAUAAAAGUUUCUAAUUCAGUGUUUCAGUUUCUCCACUGUAUAAAGCUAUAUUAGUAAACUCUGGUUUUGUAAGAGUUUUUAUUUUUAAUGAAUGCAAAUGAAGAAA
Messenger RNA from Arabidopsis arenosa, 3165 nucleotides. The record is from the annotation of a GenBank genome assembly. NCBI's taxonomy places the organism in Eukaryota, Viridiplantae, Streptophyta, Magnoliopsida, Brassicales, Brassicaceae.